AAUCAUUUUUAUUUCAUGCAAGUUGCUUAAAACAGGAAAAGAAGAUUGUCUUGAAUCCACCAGUCGCUUCAUGACGACCAAGAAUUAGAAAUUAUGGAAGGGGUGGUUUUUCUGCAUUCUCAGAUUCUGCUAUAACCCAACAACACGUUCUCAGAGUCAGAGCACGGUCUACAAUACCACCACAACUUUCCUUUCGGCGAAAGAAACCAUCUAAAAUUAACUUUGGCCGUACCCUCCCCCUCCAGGCUCUGUGAAAAUUAGCUGUGCUUGUCAUUGUUGAAUAGGAAAACACUGAUCUAAGAUGGCUAUGCAAGCAAGACAGCAACAGGCAGAGGUAGAAGUUGAAGAUGAAACCUUUGGUCCCAUGCCACUCAAUCGCCUGGAGGCAAAUGGUAUUAGUGCUGUUGAUGUGAAGAAGAUGGAGGAGGCAGGGUACUUCACUGUAGAGGCAGUAGCGUAUACACCAAAAAAGAAUCUGUUGGCAAUCAAAGGCAUCAGUGAAGCGAAAGCUGAUAAAAUCUUAGCUGAAGCUGCUAAAUUGGUACCAAUGGGCUUCACAACAGCAACAGAGUUCCACCAAAAGCGGUCAGAAAUCAUUCAGGUGACAACAGGGUCAAAGGAACUCGAUAAACUCUUACAAGGUGGUAUAGAGACAGGAUCCAUAACGGAAAUCUUUGGUGAAUUUCGAACAGGAAAAACACAGCUUUGUCAUACUCUUGCUGUAACUUGCCAGUUGCCAAUUGACAUGGGAGGUGGAGAGGGAAAAGCUAUGUAUGUUGACACAGAAGGAACAUUUCGUCCAGAGCGUUUACUUGCUGUUGCUGAAAGAUAUGGCCUGUCGGGCAGUGAUGUGCUGGACAAUGUGGCAUAUGCCAGGGCCUAUAACAGUGACCACCAAUCUCAACUUUUGAUUCAGGCUGCUGCCAUGAUGGCAGAAUCAAGAUAUGCCCUGUUGAUAGUUGACAGUGCCACAGCUCUCUACAGAACAGAUUAUUCAGGGAGAGGAGAAUUAUCAGCCAGACAGAUGCACUUGGCACGCUUCCUUAGAAUGCUUCUUAGACUAGCUGAUGAAUUUGGAGUUGCUGUGGUAAUAACCAAUCAGGUUGUUGCACAGGUUGAUGGAGCAGCCAUGUUUACAGCAGACCCUAAAAAGCCAAUUGGAGGAAAUAUUAUAGCACAUGCUUCAACCACAAGGUUGUAUCUUAGAAAAGGACGAGGUGAGACAAGGAUUUGUAAAAUCUAUGAUUCUCCGUGUUUACCAGAGGCUGAGGCCAUGUUUGCCAUCAAUGCUGAUGGAAUAGGAGAUGCCAAAGAAUGAAACAUGAUUAAUGAGCUAUCUGAGAUUGCAUCAAAAGUGUUAAAACACUACUGGGACAGCCAGGCCUCCCAAUACUCUGGUUCCUAGACACUGCAGGACUUCAGGAUAGCAGUGUGCAGACAGCAGUCAGAGAGAACACUUUAGGAUAAUGAAUUUUUUAUUUGCAUUCUAUACUCAUUGCAUUCAUUUUUUUGUUAUUUUCUUAUGUUUACAUAUCCCUCACACAGAUUAUUGGCUUUAUUGAACUUGUAAGGCCUAUAGAGGUUUUUUAAUGUGGUAAGUGUAAAACAUCUUAAAUUAAUGCAAUUAAACAUUUGACACUUAGGUCUGAUCCAUUUAAUUCGAGGGGGAGAGGGGCUUCAUAUGUUAUCAAUCCCCCAACCAAUAGGAAAAAGCAAACAUUGUUUUCCUCCAUAACAAUAUGUAUGAUGUAUCAUACAUAUUGUUUCUUCUUUUUUUUCAUGUAAACUUUAUUUUUGAUUUUGACACAUGAUAGCAAAUGCUGAUGUUAUGAAAAAAUCCAGUAAAAAAUGUAUUUUGUCUCGUAUUAUACUUUAUAUAUUUGUACAGUUGUAUAACAUACUGAAUGCAGAGUAACAUGUUAUGAAAAUCAGAAAUUAUGAUUUAUAAUUUUGUGCAUGUGUGCAUUCCCUAAAAAAAAAAAAUACUGAUUGUAUUGCUUGAUAUGAAGUGUACGUGUAAGUCAUGAAAACAUUCUUUACAAAUGAAAUAAAAAUACAAUGUUGCUUUGAGAACAACAACUUUUGUGAAAUUUGUAAAGGGCUAUAUUGAAUGAAAUAAAAGCUUUUUACUCCUACAAA
Molecule: messenger RNA, 2139 nt
Organism: Ostrea edulis (European flat oyster)
Lineage: Eukaryota; Metazoa; Mollusca; Bivalvia; Ostreida; Ostreidae
Product: DNA repair protein RAD51 homolog 1
Exons: 10
Coding region: 302-1318 (338 amino acids)
Biological process (GO): DNA recombinase assembly; mitotic recombination; double-strand break repair via homologous recombination
Cellular component (GO): condensed nuclear chromosome
Molecular function (GO): single-stranded DNA binding; ATP-dependent DNA damage sensor activity; DNA strand exchange activity
Source: RefSeq, a predicted model, not a curated record